AUGGCAGAUGGUGACACGGAGGAGUAUAACGGACAGCAUUAUGAACGCAUGGGCGCCUCCAUCCUCCGACUCUUCUUCCACGACUUCUUCGUCCAGGGCUGCGACGCGUCGCUGCUGCUGGAUGACACUGCCAGCUUCCAGGGCGAGAAGAUGGCGACGCCCAACAACGGCUCCGUCAGAGGCUUCGAGGUCAUCGACGCCAUCAAGUCCGCCGUCGAGAAGGUCUGCCCCGGCGUCGUCUCCUGCGCCGACAUCCUCGCCAUCGCAGCGAGGGACAGCGUCGUCAUCCUGCAACGACGAUGGGUGCACCUGGGCGGGCCCAACUGGGACGUCAAGGUUGGGAGGAGGGACUCCACCACGGCGAGCUUCAGCGGCGCCAACAACAACAUCCCGCCGCCGACGUCGGGCCUCGCCAACCUGACCUCCCUCUUCGCCGCGCAGGGACUCUCCCAGAAGGACAUGGUGGCGCUCUCCGGAGCCCAUACCAUUGGCCAAGCACGCUGCACCAGCUUCAGAGCCCACGUCUACAACGACACCAACAUCGAUGGCGGCUUUGCAAGAACGAAGCAAUCAGCAUGUCCUCGAACCUCAGGUUCAGGUGACAACAAUCUGGCUCCUCUGGACCUUCAAACCCCAACCGUAUUUGAGAACAACUACUACAAGAAUCUUGUCUGCAAGAAGGGGCUUCUGCACUCUGACCAGGAGCUCUCCAACGGUGGAUCCACCGAUGCACAGGUCCGAUCGUACGUUAGUAGCCAGAGCGCAUUUUUCGCUGAUUUCGUGACGGGCAUGAUCAAGAUGGGUGACAUCACACCACUGACGGGCUCCAACGGGGAGAUCAGGAAGAACUGCAGGAGGAUUAACUGAAGAGGCAGUGCAAUAGCACACGCACUAUCCAUCGAGACAUCUCGAUAAUGAUACUAUCUUGCAAGUUAAUUUGUAUUCUCUCUGUUUUUAUUUGCAUGAACAUUUGUGAAAUCUCGUUAUGAUGUGUACCAAUGUGUUCAGAUAUGAUGUCUGUUCGUUUAAAUUGAUGUUUAAUCUAA
This is a messenger RNA of Setaria italica (foxtail millet), 1046 nucleotides long. RefSeq names its product peroxidase 4. Gene Ontology annotation, biological process: response to oxidative stress; hydrogen peroxide catabolic process. Lineage: Eukaryota; Viridiplantae; Streptophyta; Magnoliopsida; Poales; Poaceae. The coding region runs from base 1 to 867 and encodes 288 amino acids. The record is from RefSeq and is a predicted model, not a curated record. The transcript is spliced from 5 exons. Gene Ontology annotation, molecular function: heme binding; peroxidase activity.